Molecule: messenger RNA, 3769 nt
Organism: Solanum dulcamara
Lineage: Eukaryota; Viridiplantae; Streptophyta; Magnoliopsida; Solanales; Solanaceae
Product: pumilio homolog 2-like
Exons: 10
Coding region: 375-3359 (994 amino acids)
Biological process (GO): post-transcriptional regulation of gene expression
Cellular component (GO): cytoplasm
Molecular function (GO): mRNA binding
Source: RefSeq, a predicted model, not a curated record
ACCCUAAAACUAUCUUAUAAACUACAAUUCGCCGCAAAGAUUGAAUUUUUCUUCCUCUCUCACUUUCUCCCUUUUAUCUCUCUCUCUCUCCCACUACAUAUUCAAUAAAAUCCCCCCAAACACUUUACCACCGCUUUCAUAAUCUCAAUGUUUAUACAUAACUUUCAUGGAGUUAUGUGAUCAAAGAUUGGAUUUUUCUUGAAUUAAAUCUUUGAUUUUCAAGUUUUGGCAUGUGGGGUUUUUGUGUUUUGGUGUUCGUAUCAUAAAGUUUUGAUCUUUUUAGCUUUCUUGGGUUGUUAGGGUUUGUUGGUAUUAAUUAUAUUUUGUUGUGGUGAUGAGUGGAGUACUAUUAAGUGUUUAAGUUUUUGUGAAAGAUGCUAUCUGAAUUUGGUCCAAGUCCAAUGCUUGGAAACAAUGAGAAUUCGUUUGGAGAUGAGUUUGAGAAAGAGAUAGGAAUGUUACUUCGUGAACAGAGGCGACAAGAAGCUGAUGAUCAUGAAAAGGAGCUGAAUUUGUAUAGAAGUGGGUCAGCUCCACCUACUAUUGAGGGUUCUUUAAAUGCAGUAGGUGGGUUGUUUAACAAUAAUGGGUUCAUGUCUGAAGAAGAGCUUAGGUCUGAUCCUGCUUACUUAUCUUACUAUUACGCGAAUGUUAAUCUUAACCCUAGGUUGCCUCCACCACUGUUGUCUAAGGAGGAUUGGAGGUUUGCACAGAGGAUGCAAGGAGGAGGGAGUUCUGCAAUUGGGGAUAGGAGGAAGGUGAACAAGAAUGAUAAUGGGAGUAGUAGUGGGAGGUCACUCUUUGCUAUGCCUCCAGGGUUUAACUCGAAAAAAGCUGAGAACGAGAAUGAGUCAGGCAAAUUGCAGGGUUCAGUAGAGUGGGGUGGUGAUGGGCUGAUUGGGUUGCCAGGACUAGGACUAGGUGGUAAACAGAAGAGCAUUGCUGAAAUAUUUCAGGAUGACUUGAGCCGUGUGUCUCCUGCUCCUGGUCCCCCUUCACGACCAGCUAGCCGUAAUGCUUUUGAUGAAAGUAGUGAUAACUUGGGUUCAGCAGAAGCUGAGCUGUCUCAUCUUCGUCAUGAGUUUUCAACUUCAGAUCCUUUAAGGUCAGUAUCUAACGGACAAGGCUCAUCUGCUGGUCAACAUGUUGGGGCGCCUACUUCUUUUUCAUAUGCUGCUGCUUUGGGGACUUCCUUAUCAAGAAGCACUACUCCUGAUCCCCAGCGCAUUCCUAGGGCUCCUAGCCCUUCCCUCACUCCUAUCGGUGGAGGAAGGGUAGUCACUUCUGAGAAGAGGAGCGUUAAUAGUCCAAAUUCAUUUAAUGGUGUCUCUCACACCGCCGAGUCUGCGGAUCUGCUUGCUGCUUUGUCUAGCAUGAAUCUUUCAAAUGGUAGUCAGAAUAACGCUCAGCAGCAUGCAUAUCUAAAGAGAUCAGAAUCUGCCCAGUUUAAUAUGUCGUGUAAAUCUCACUCUGCAAAGGGACCAUAUAUUGACACUGGUGCGGGCAAUGGUGGACGGGCAGACCUUAACAGUUCUAACUUCCAAGAGGAUCUGCACAGAUCUGCGGUUGCCUCUAAUAAUUCUUACGUGAAAGGAUCUCAAACUUCCACACUGAAUGGUGGAGGUGGUGUACUUUCUCAAUAUCCGCAUGUGGAUAGUCCUUCCAAUUAUGGUUUAGGUAGUCAUUCUGUCAAUCCAGUGACCAGCCAUCUUGGCAACUAUAAUCUUCCUCCUUUGUUUGAAACUGCUGCUGCUGCGUCUGGGAUGGCUCUACCUGGAUUGGACUCUCGAAUGCUAGGGGCAUCUCAUUUGAACUCUGGGGUCUCAGACCAGAAUCUUGGCAGAAUGGGAAAUCAAAUGUCUGGGAGUUCUUUACAGGCAUCCUUCAUGGAUCCUAUGUAUCUUCAGUACUUGACAGCUGAAUAUGUUGCACAGGUCGCCACACUUAAUGAUCCUUCGAUGGAUAGGAACUACAUGGGCAAUUCCUAUGUGGACUUGCUUCAGAAAGCUUAUCUUGGUAAUGCACUGUCUCCGAAAUCACAAUAUGGUGUUCCACUCAGCGGUAAAGGUAGUGGUUCAAGUCAUCAUGGCUAUUAUGGUAAUCCUGCAUUUGGAGUCGGUUUAUCAUAUCCUGGAAGUCCCUUGGCAAGUCCUGUCGUUCCAAACUCUCCAGUUGGUCCUAGUAGUCCAAUGCGGCACAGUGAUUAUAAUAUGAGGUUCCCUGGUGCAAUGAGAAACAUGACAUCAGGUGUAAUAGGAUCAUGGCACUUGGAUAACAUGGAAAACAGCUUUGCUUCCUCUCUGUUGGAAGAAUUCAAGAGUAAUAAGACCAGGUGUUUUGAGCUUUUAGAAAUUGCUGGUCACGUUGUCGAGUUCAGUGCGGAUCAGUAUGGUAGCCGCUUCAUCCAACAAAAACUGGAAACUGCCACCCCUGAGGAGAAAAACAUGGUUUUCCAGGAAAUUAUUCCCCAUGCUCUUACUUUGAUGACUGAUGUUUUUGGUAAUUACGUAAUCCAGAAGUUUUUUGAACAUGGAAUGGCAUCUCAGAGGAGAGAAUUGGCUAGCAAGCUCUUUAGCCAUGUAUUAACACUGAGUCUUCAGAUGUAUGGUUGCCGCGUGAUACAGAAGGCGAUAGAAGUGGUAGAUGUGGACCAGAAGAUAAAAAUGGUUGAGGAGCUCGAUGGUCAUGUCAUGCGUUGUGUACGAGAUCAGAAUGGGAAUCAUGUCGUCCAGAAGUGUAUUGAAUGUGUACCAGAAGAACACAUUCAAUUCAUCGUCUCUACAUUUUUUGGUCAAGUUGUUAAUCUCUCCACCCAUCCAUAUGGCUGUCGUGUAAUUCAGAGAGUAUUGGAACACUGCUGUGAUGAGAUUACACAAAGUAAAGUGAUGGAAGAAAUUCUGGGAUCUGUUAGCAUGUUGGCUCAAGAUCAAUAUGGUAAUUAUGUUAUUCAGCAUGUACUGGAGCAUGGAAAGCCACACGAGCGUUCUGCUAUUAUUAAGGAACUAGCUGGGAAGAUUGUGCAAAUGAGCCAGCAGAAGUUUGCCUCUAAUGUUGUUGAGAAGUGUUUAGCUUUUGGUGGUGCCAGCGAAAGGCAGCUCCUGGUGGAUGAGAUGCUUGGUACGACUGACGAAAAUGAACCUCUUCAGGCAAUGAUGAAAGAUCAGUUUGCAAAUUAUGUUGUACAGAAAGUUUUGGAAACGUGCAGUGAUCAGCAACGUGAGCUGAUCCUUUCUAGAAUUAAGGUUCACUUGAAUGCUCUAAAGAAAUACACUUAUGGAAAGCACAUUGUUGCUCGUGUUGAGAAACUUGUUGCAGCUGGAGAACGAAGAAUUGCUGCUCAGUCUCCAAAUCUUGCUUAGCUAAUAGGAAAAAAAGUUGUACAGCUGACCGAGGCUAGUUUGAGCUACCUCUCUUCCUUUAUUUUCUCCCGUAUCUUGUGCUCUGGCUCUAGAACUCUCUUUGAGGGCAGUAUGAGCUGAUUGCAAAUAAAGUUGUUGCUUGUACUAGAGAACUGUAUAUUGUGUAGUUGGACGUUUAUACAUAGGAUCAGGUAUGCUGAGGCUCGGAUGUCAAAUAUUCCUGAUAGCCACGCAGAGGAAAAUCAAGUCUCUAAACGAUGUAUAAAUGAUAAAAAGGUGAGGUAGUUUUUAUAUCGAUGAGACUACAAAAUGUCGCCAUGUGGAGAGUUGAUGUUUUAGGUGAAGCCAGAAUUUUUAUGUAUGGUAUUGACAAUGUUCUAUCAUGGCCAAGUAUGUCUCAUUUUCUUAUA